AUGGGUGUCCCGAAGUUCUUCAGGUAUACCAGCGAAAGGUAUCCUUGCCUUAACGAGCUGGUAAAACAGUAUCAGAUACCUGACUUCGACAACAUGUAUCUGGACAUGAAUGGCAUAAUACACAAUUGUUCACAUCCUGAUGACUCUAAUCCACACUUUCGAAUCACAGAGGAAAAAAUAUUCCAAGAUGUAUUUCAUUAUAUCAGUUUGUUAUUUCAAAUUAUAAAGCCGAAGAAGCUGUUUUUUAUGGCAAUUGAUGGUGUAGCUCCAAGAGCAAAGAUGAAUCAGCAGAGAGGCAGAAGAUUCAGAGCUGCUAGGGAAGCAGAAAAAUUAGAAGAACAUGCAAAAGCGAAAGGUGAAGUUCUUCCAAGUGAAAAACGGUUCGACAGCAAUUGUAUUACACCUGGAACGGUAUUCAUGGCGCGUUUGCAUGAACAACUAAAGUACUUUGUCAAACAAAAGAUGUCAUCAGAUCCCCUAUGGGCUAAAGUGAAAGUUAUAUUGUCAGGACAUGAGACACCCGGUGAAGGAGAGCAUAAGAUAAUGGACUACAUUCGAUGGGCCCGUUCUCAACCGGAUUACGAUCCCAAUACUAGACAUUGCUUGUAUGGGUUGGAUGCUGAUCUCAUAAUGUUGGGAAUGUGCACUCACGAACCACAUUUCGCGCUCCUGAGAGAAGAGGUGAAAUUCGGCAAAACGACUCAACGUGCUACCAGCCCAGAGGAAACAAACUUUUACCUUCUUCAUUUAUCUCUACUUCGUGAAUACUUAACCCAGGAGUUUAUAGACAUUAAAGAAAAAUUACCCUUCGAGUUUGACAUAGAAAAAAUUGUCGACGAUUGGGUAUUGAUGGGUUUCCUGGUGGGCAAUGAUUUUAUUCCUAAUUUACCCAACAUGCAUAUUAGUAAUGAUGCAUUACCUGUUUUAUAUAAAACAUACAUGACUGUGUUGCCGACACUCGAUGGGUAUAUAAAUGAGGCAGGUGACUUAAACCUAAGCAGGUUUGAAAUAUUUAUGCAGGAACUAGCAAAAAUCGAUAAGGAGAAGUUUCAGGAUACCUAUACAGAUUUAAGAUACUUUGAGGCUAAAACUGGAAGGAGACCUAAUGCUCAAGAGAGAAAGGAGUAUAAGCCGAACAACGACGAGACGUUUAAUGUAAACAUAGACGAUAUCAAGGCAAACAAACCUGAUGACGAAUUACAGGCGCUUAUUAACGCCACCCAGGAAAUGUAUGUGGACAACGUUGACGACGUGGACGAUGAUGAGGAGUAUGAAGAAACCAGUGACGAGGAGGCAAACAUGGAAAUGGAAUUUAUUCUUCACAAGAAAGACUAUUACAUGAACAAAUUAGAUUACUCUAAAGUCACAGAUGAAGUUCUUGCUGACCAAGCGGAGGGAUAUGUCCGAGCCAUUCAGUGGAACUUGUGGUACUACUAUAAAGGCUGUCCGUCCUGGUGCUGGUAUUAUCCACAUCAUUAUGCACCCUAUAUAUCUGAUAUAAAGGGUUUCAAGGAUCUGAAGAUUGAAUUUGAACUCGGCGAGCCCUUCAGGCCUUUUGAGCAGCUGCUGGCGGUGUUACCCGCGGCCAGCAAACAUUUGCUGCCGACUCCGUUCCACGAGUUGAUGACGGACGAGGACUCACCCAUCGUGCAUUACUACCCGCUUCACUUCGACACAGACCUUAACGGCAAGCGCAACGACUGGGAGGCCGUCGUGCUCAUACCUUUUAUUGACGAGGCAAAUCUUCUAUCAGCUAUGGCACCUUGCUAUCAAAGAUUAACUGAAGAGGAACUAAAGAGAAACAGCCAUGGACCCAUGCUGGUUUACAACUGGACAUCAACUAAUUUAGGCGUCGCAUUUGCACCAGCGUACUUCCCGCCGAUCACGGAGAAUCACGCGAUGGAAAAACAAGUAUGGCGGAGCGAGCUGGACGUGCCCGAAGAUCAACUGAAGCGAGGCAUGUUGCCUAAUGCAAAUCGAGACCUGCUCUAUCCCGGGUUUCCUACCAUGCGACAUCUCAAAUAUCGUACAUGCUUGAAAAAGCGCCAAGUGAAAGUUUUCGACCAGCCCUCCCGUAACGAGAAUAUGAUAGUUGAGAUAAUACGCGAAAAAGAUGACCCGCCUCUUGAGCAAGUCGCUCAGGAACUGUUGGGGAAAGUGAUAUGGGUCGGUUGGCCACAUCUCACUAAAGCAAAAGUGAUAUCGGUGUCUAAUGAAAAUACCCGUCUACAUCAUAUAGACAAACACAACAACAAUGUAAAUGGUCAGCCCAGUUACUCCACGGUGGAAAACUUUGGUAACCUCCACAAACAAUGGAUCUCUGAACGCUCUACUAUUAUAGAACACAAUAUGAAUCGACUGGGCAUCGAAUUAGGAGAUGUGAACGUUAUUGUGCAUGCAGUUAAUCUUAAAGGUUACAAAUACAUAAUUCAGGACAACGUAAAAAUGGUGCAAGAUCCGGAGUGGUGCGAGGUGGCGUGCGGGUACGCGCUGCAGGCGGUGGUGGCGCGCGCCGCGGCCUACGUGCACGAGGCGCCCGGCAAGUUCCUGUCGCCGCAGCAGGCCUACCCGCCCGGCGACACCGUCUUCUUGUUGACGCACGGACAGUACUACGGCUGCAUGGCCACGGUGGUGGAGUCGGACACGAUCCGCAGCGGGCGCAUCAAGGUGUGCGUGCGGGAGCGCGACGAGCCCGACGCGGCGUGCGAGCUGGCCGCCGCCAGCCCCUACCGCUCCGCCAACCACGCGGCCGCCGCCUGCGGUAUAUCCGCUCAAUUGCUGUCCCGUAUAACUGGAACGGUGUUUGUGAUACUUGGACAGAAGAACAAUCUACCCUUCGAAAAUCAGAACAAAUUGAAUAUAGGCCUCAAUCUGAAAUUUAAUAAAAAGAACGAGGAGGUUUCAGGCUACACGCGUCGGUGUAACGUAAGCAACGCUUGGCUUUACUCAGAGCGUUGCAUAGAGCUAGUGAAGUCAUACGCUCAACAGUUCCCUGACUUGUUCGACAGUUUGCCUCAUUAUUUCGACAAAAACAUGAUUUUCGAAGAAGAGCUGUGGCCGGGAGAAGUUGGCGCGAACAAGCCGCAGGAGGUGGUGGCGUGGCUGCGCGCUCAGGCGCACAAUAAGGCGACGCGGCGCGCGUGCGGCUCGCAAGCGCUGGAGGCGGCCGAACUGCGCGCGCUGGCCGCGCACCUGGCCGCGCAGCAGCGCCACGCGCAACGCACGCUCAACCUGCACGUCAAGUGGAACCUGCUCUACAAGCCAGAGUUACACGAGGGUAACAUCUCGCCGGACCCAACGGCGGACUUCAAGCUGCUGGACCGUGUGGUGUGCGUGGCGCGCAACAUGACGGUGCCGCUGGGCGCGCGCGGCACCGUCACGGCCGUGUACCGCGCCGCGCCCACCAACACCGUGCGCCUGGCCGACAAGCUCAACACCGAACCCACCUACCAGGUCAUGUUCGACGAACCCUUCCCCGGCGGCAUGCUGGAGGAACUCUUCGAGGAAACCAGAUUCUACAGGAUGCUGGGAACAAACAUGUUAAAUAUCUCGUACGGCCGCAAGCUCCGUAAUAUGAAAAUAAACGAGCAACAGGAAUGGUUGGGCGUGAACACACCACCAACAUUGUUACGUCGUGAUCAGCACCAUUCUGCCUUCGCUAGCUAUAGUCCACCGGCUGAUAGUAAGUCGCCGGUAGCCGAAGUACGCACCAACUCAUUCCACAAUGCAGUUAACAAUAGUGGCGCACCCGACAGUGCAACACAUCUGUUACGAAAUCUUCUCAAGAUAAGUGAAGACUCGGAUUCAAGUAAAAGGGACAACAAGAAUGCUAACGAACAAAGCAAUUGGCGAAAUUCAGACAAUAAGACGUCGUCUUCGCCGCAAAGCCCGUUGCAUCCGUUCUGGAAAUUGUUUGCUGGGAGUACACGCCAACAAAACUGGCGCAAAGAGAGUAACCCAUCGUUUAGUGGUAUUAGGCCGCCGCAGGCGUUCCCUGAUUGGACCAACUUUAAGGGGCCCGCGCCGGUGGUGUUCCCGGGCGCCGCGCCCCCCGCGCCCGCGCCCGUCCCGCAGCGCGCGCCCGCGUUCCCGCCGCACCUGCCCAGCGUCACGCUCGCGCCCACUUGCCACAACCGAGCGAAUCUUCCAUUUAUGCCAAAUCAAGGCAAGCCGCAUGCAUCGAAUACCCAGCAGUAUGCCAACAUAGCACCAAAUGCGGAUAAAGUGCACAACCCGUUUGUCCCGCUACAAGUUCAAACCAGUCAGAGACGCGUACAAAAUCAUAGUGGCCCAUCACAUAGUAGAAAGGAUUUGGACGGACUGCCGGCACCAAAGUCAAUCAUACCACAACCCCAACCUUACACUGAACCAGUCCUCCAACAACCUCAGAACUCAAGAAGUAAGCCACAAAGAAAGAAGAAACCAAGAAUUGCAGCCAAUUUACCUUUCGAAAUGGAUUAG
Messenger RNA from Parnassius mnemosyne (clouded apollo), 4461 nucleotides. The record is from the annotation of a GenBank genome assembly. NCBI's taxonomy places the organism in Eukaryota, Metazoa, Arthropoda, Insecta, Lepidoptera, Papilionidae.